AUGGAAGACAACGGUUUAAGUUUUGCUGAUCAAUCUCUUUCACUCAAUUCUGUUGAAGACGCCAAAUCUAUAGUUUCAGCAAUUGAAAAAUGUCCAUGCUUGAUAUAUUUCAAUCUACAGGGAAACACAUUAGGAAUUGAAGCUGCAAAAGAGAUUGGCAAUGCUCUUGCUAAACAUGGAUCUCUCCUUAAACGUGCAUUGUGGCAAGACAUGUUUACGGGGCGUCUCAAGUCUGAAAUUCCAAUAGUUUUAGAACAUCUAUCGGCAGGCUUAUUAACAGCAAAUGUGCGUUUAUCUGAACUUGAUUUAAGUAACAAUGCUUUUGGUCCAAUUGGUAUGGAAGGAUUGGUUAAACUUUUAAAUUCACCUGUAUGUUAUGAACUACAAACUUUGCGUUUAAUGAACAAUGGAUUGGGAAUUGGAGGAGCAAAAAUGUUGGCCAAAGCACUCAUUGAUAAUUACAAUGCUAGUUUAAAGGCUGGUACUCCAUUUAAACUUAAAGUACUUGUAGCUGGUAGAAACCGAUUAGAAAAUGAGGGUAUUAUUGCUUUAUCCCAAUUCUUUAGUCUUGUUAAAAGUAUGGAAGAAAUUACAAUCCCGCAGAAUGGAAUUUAUUGUAAAGGUAUAUUAGCACUAACUAGUAGCUUAUUAGAAAAUCCAAAUUUAAAAGUUUUAGAUGUUCAAGAUAAUUUAUUGACACCACUUGGAGCAGAAGCAUUAGCUAAAGUUCUUCCAAAAUUAAAAAAUCUUAAACGUUUGAAUAUUGCAGAUUGUUUGAUAAAAUCAAAAGGUGCUUUGGCAAUUGCAGAAGCAUUGAAUAUUCACAGAUCUCUUGAAAUUUUAGAUGCUAGUUAUAAUGAAAUUAAUAGUGAGAGUGGAUUAAAAUUAACGGAAUCUAUAUGCAAUAAAAUCAAUUUGAAAGAAUACAAUAUUAAUGGCAAUAGAUUUGGUGAAGAAACCAUUGAAGUUAUAUCAAAUGUCCUUAAAGGAUCUAAUAAAGAUAAAACACUUGGAUCAUUUAGUGGCGAUGAAGGUGAAUGCAGUUCCGAUGAAGACGAUAAUGAAGAAGCUGCUGAAAGUUCAACAGAUGAAGAAAAUGAUAAUUCAACAUUUAACACUGAUAAUUCUGCUGAUCUUCUUAAAAAUAUGGUUAUUGGUGAAGUUAAGCCAACAAAAGAAACUGUCGAAAAUAUUAAUUGUGAAGUGUUAGUUGAUCAAUUAAUGGAUAUUGCUGUUCAUUACCACAAUUCAGAUGAUAAUGUUACAUUAGAUAAAUGUUUAGAGUUCUAUAAAACUGCUUACUCCAAUGCUACAAAAACUCUAAAAUUUAUUGAAUUGACAAAUGUUUUAUUAGUUAAACAUGGAUUAAUUAAAAGUGAAGAUAAAGGUUUCAAAUUACGAAAAGAUGUUGAUAGAUGUUUAGAAGUUCUAAAAAAAGUUGUUCAAAAUAAAAAUGUUAUUCCUGAAUCAUCUCGGUGUGUAUUAAACUUUAUGUUAAACAAAGUAUAA
Cinara cedri is the source of this 1509-nucleotide messenger RNA. NCBI's taxonomy places the organism in Eukaryota, Metazoa, Arthropoda, Insecta, Hemiptera, Aphididae. The record is from the annotation of a GenBank genome assembly.